ACAAUGCAGAGAAGGUGAGAGAAGCAAGGCUGAAAUGAUACGAAUACGUAAAAAGAGAUGAAGAGAGUUGGUCACGUUAUGAAAUGAAAAGAUCAGAAGAUGUGUGGUGGUAUAGACAAUGCAGAGAAGGUGGGAGAAACAAGGCUGAGAUGAUAUGAACACGUAAAAAGAGAUGAAGAGAGUUGGUCACAUUAUGAAAUGAAGAGAUUAGAAGAUGUGUGGUGGUAUAGACAAUGCAGAGAAGGUGGGAGAAACAAGGCUGAGAUGAUAUGAACACGUAAAAAGAGAUGAAGAGAGUUGGUCACGUUAUGAAAUGAAGAGAUCAGAAGAUGUGUGGUUGUAUAGAUAAUGCAGAGAAGAUGAGAGAAACAAGGCUGAGAUGAUAUGAACACGUAAGAGAUGAAGAGAGUUGGUCACGUUAUGAAAUGAAGAGAUCAAAUGAUGGAAUACAGGAUGGAAUUGUAGUGUAUCAGACAGACAAAUCUGGAAGGUUUUCGGUCGAUGCAAUACAUAACUAUCGUCAGGCAUGCCAAACGCAUACAGAAAAUGAUCCUACCGUCGACCAGGACUUUCACGAUAAAGUUCAAAAACAGGCGAAUGCACAUUCAACGUUUUGGGUGAGGAUACUAAGAACAGGCGAAGAGUUGGGGGGACAAGCAAGAAUAAAGGGCAAUAUGCUCGUCCAAGAUUGUAUACUCCCUCCCCUGUACGCGCUCAGGAAAGAUCAUAAACACAUUGUCAACCCGGUGAACGGUCCUCCUGUUCGACCAAUAUGUGGAGCUGUUUCGGCAUAUAACAGAAAAUUGUCGUAUCUGAUGAGUUUUAUCUUGAAUGAAGUUUGGAAAGAAGCCGAGAGCGUCUGUAUGAACACUGAAGAGAUGUUAGCAGAUUUUAAACGAUUCAAUGUUGAUCAUAUUAAAGAAGAUAUUAUUGUAGGAUCAGCGGAUGUGAAGGCAUUGUACCCGAGUUUGGACGUGACUUUUACAGUCGAAAAAGUAUGUGAGAUUUUCUACUCUAGUAGUGUAAAAGUAAUUGGUAUAGAUACUGAAGAACUAGGACUGUAUUUGGCAUUGAACAAAACUGAGGCUGAAUUGGCUGACCUUGACAUACUGUGUUUUUGUCCGACACGUAAGACGAAUAGAGGUAGGCCACCAACUAUUACAGGAUGUGCAAUAGAUAACAAGGUAAAAGGUUUGGACCAUGGCUACCACCAAAGGAAGAACCUGACGAGCAAACAACCCGUAGAAUGUUUACUAUAGCUAUGAAAGUAACCCUCUUAUUUAUCAUGGAGAACCACAUGUAUACCUUUGACAACGAGAUAAAGCUGCAGUCCAGGGGUGGCCCCAUUGGUCUCCAACUAACUGGAGUCCUUGCACAAUUAUUCAUGGUAUGGUGGGAUAGAGAGUUUGAACACAAGAUGAAAGAGAUUGGACUGAGGUUAUGGUUGUACAAACGUUAUGUGGACAAUAUAAAUUCUAUCAUGAGUGUUCCCAAAAUGGGGUUGAGAUUUGAUGGUAGUAAUCUGGUCGAAGAUGAAGUUGCUGCCGAAGAGGAUAGGUUGAUAGAGCCGGAUGAAAGAGCGAUGCGUUUGUUCAAAUCCGUUGCAGACAGCAUCCAUACAUCUAUUGAGAUGGAGAUUGAUUGUCCGUCGCGCCAUGAUGACCACAAACUUCCCAUACUUGAUUUAAAGGUUUGGAUAGAGGAGAGAGAGGAAAUUGAAGGGCAACUGAAGGAAAAGAUUGUAUUACAUGAGUUUUACUCCAAGGAAGUAGCAUCCAAAUCUGUCGUUAAUGCAAGAUCAGCGUGGUCGUGGAGUAGUAAGAGAACAAUACUUACACAAGAGGUGUUGAGAAUCCUGCUAAAUUGUAGCACAGAGUUAUCAUGGGAGGUGGUUGUUGGCCAUGUGAACCAUAUGAUGAUGCGUCUACAAUUUUCUGGCUAUAAUGCGAAAUUUCGAAUGAAGGUAGUAAACUCUGCUUUAAAAGCAUAUGAUAACAUCCGGAGACUAGAUGCAUGUGGUGAGAAACCUAUGUAUAGACCCAGACAAUGGCGACGAGUAGACCGAGCUCAAGAAAAACGAAAGAAACGAGAUACCUGGUAUAAGAAAGGAGGAUACGAAAGCGUUAUUUUUGUACCAGCAACACCAAAAUCGAUCCUUAAACAACGAUACGAAAGAGAAGUUAGACGUAUUGGACUCAACAUUAAGAUUGUCAAACAAUCAGGUGUAACCCUCAAGCGACAGUUACAAUGGUCAAACCCUUUCAAAGAAAAACUGUGUCAAAGACAAGAAUGUCUGAUCUGUCAGAGUGGGGGAAAAGGAGAAUGUAAUGCAACAGGAGUCACCUACGAAUUAGUUUGCCAAGAGUGUAAAGAUAAAUAUAUAGGAGAAACUUCAAGAAGUGCAAUAGCCGUGGUAAAGAACAUUUACAUUCAUUGA
Messenger RNA from Paramuricea clavata, 2437 nucleotides. The record is from the annotation of a GenBank genome assembly. Lineage: Eukaryota; Metazoa; Cnidaria; Anthozoa; Malacalcyonacea; Plexauridae.